CAUGAUCAUCAGCGCCGAAAACAGCGCCAUGGAGCGGUACUGCUCUCCGCUGAAUUGCGAGGCUGAAUCGAACUCGGACGACGACGAGUCUGAUUGUGACUCGGAAGACGGCGAGGAAGACGAGGACGACGAGGACGACGAGGACGACAAAAAGCCCACGAGAGGUUCUAAGAGGAAGACUGAAGCCCUCCGAGCUCGAGACCGCCCGCCAAAGCAGUCCAAUGCAGGAGCUGCUCAGCCACGCAGAUAUCUACUGAAGUUGAACUGUCGUGAGACUGGCGAGGGCAUGAUUCAAUCCACGGCAGAGAAGGGGACUAUCAAAUUCAACGCCGAGAACUUGGCCAGCUUCAACGGGAAGACUAACCUUCCUUGCGUGGGCCAAGGAGUGCCUUUCACUGCCCGGAAGAUUAGUGAUGUGCCGUGUCAACCCAGAAAUUCGUGGGCUGACUACUCGGAGAGGGCGUACGAGCUUGCAUGGGUUCGCCGGUGGAAUUAG
Molecule: messenger RNA, 496 nt
Organism: Phialemonium atrogriseum
Lineage: Eukaryota; Fungi; Ascomycota; Sordariomycetes; Cephalothecales; Cephalothecaceae
Exons: 1
Source: RefSeq, a predicted model, not a curated record